Molecule: messenger RNA, 1167 nt
Organism: Ectocarpus siliculosus
Lineage: Eukaryota; Phaeophyceae; Ectocarpales; Ectocarpaceae
Source: the annotation of a GenBank genome assembly
AUGACAGAGCUGAGAAGGUCAUCCAGAGUUCGCCAGUCAGCAAAGCACGCCUCCACAUACUACAUUCCCGAUGAGAAGAACAGUCUUUUCUCCACUCCGGGGGUCCGACCGAGGGGGUGGCGGACGGCAGAUGUUGCGGCAGGUUACUUUACGGUGAAGCGAUGGAUGCCCAGGGAUCAGCAGCACCUGACGGCUGGGCUACACGGCGGCCUGACGGACCCAGCCGAGAUUGCUGCCGCCAAGCAAUCGCUUCGAGCAAACAGCAAGGCCUCCACCAGGUUCAAAUCGAGAAACAGGAUGGGCAGCGGGGCACGGCUGUCUACGCUGAGACGGUCGUCUGGUAGCGUUCAAGACAACAGCAACUUCGGUGGUGCUGCGGGGGGGGGGUCGUCUUGGGGUGCCGGGCGGGGAAGCGACGCAGGAACCGGAGGUGGAGGUGGCAGUGCCGCCGGCAGCGGCGUUAGCGGGGUGGAUCCAUCACCGGCUGCAUCCCCUUCCCCCCCGCCCGCUGCUGCGCCGGCCGCUGCACCGAGUGGUGACCGUGAAGCACCGUUCUCAGGGGGGAUGCUUGGCGUUGACGACGACAGCAGUAAGGUUGGCGAGAGCGGCGACGGCAGCAAGGGUGCCGGUGAGGGCGGUGAGGGCGGUGAGGGCGGUCGUGGUGAAGAUGAUGGUGCUGGUGGUGGCCGGAAGCGGCCGGCGGCAGCGAUGGAGCCUGGGUCGGAGGAUGUGGGGGAGCCGCCCCUGCAGUCGAGAAGGAUUUCUCCCGGAGAGAAGCCGUCGCAAUCGCAACCAAAGGGCGAUGGCGGCCAGGAGGAAACCGCACCAUCCUCCGGUGUUAGCCCAUCGCAAUCGACCACUCCCGAUUGUCCUCCUCCAGCUCGGGAGGGUGAGAGUGAGGGGGACGAUAACGGCAAGGGCAAAGGUGGUAGCAGCCAGGACGUGUCACGCUCGUCUUCGCUAUCGCAAGCACCGGAGCAGCGGAAGGAGGUGGAGUCGGCAGAGAUCGUUGCUGUCGGGGCGAAGCAGAGCGUGGGGGCGGGCGGGGCCGCGGGCGAUUCAGCGACCGUUGUCGGGGAUGGUGACGGGGGUAGGUGCAGCGCAGGGGCCGACACGGGGGCAAAGACGGCCGUGGUGCAGCAGUCAUGGGGGGUGUGUGAUAGAUAG